This is a messenger RNA of Nestor notabilis (Kea), 1117 nucleotides long. RefSeq names its product ribonucleic acid export 1 (gene RAE1). The transcript has 11 exons. Gene Ontology annotation, biological process: RNA export from nucleus; transcription-dependent tethering of RNA polymerase II gene DNA at nuclear periphery. The coding region runs from base 11 to 1117 and encodes 368 amino acids. NCBI's taxonomy places the organism in Eukaryota, Metazoa, Chordata, Aves, Psittaciformes, Psittacidae. Gene Ontology annotation, molecular function: ubiquitin binding; RNA binding. Gene Ontology annotation, cellular component: nuclear pore. The record is from RefSeq and is a predicted model, not a curated record.
CAGAGCCAGGAUGAGUCUGUUUGGAUCAACGUCAGGGUUUGGUACCGGAGGCACGAGCAUGUUCGGCGGUACAACUGCAGAUAACCAUAAUCCAAUGAAGGAUAUUGAAGUAACAUCUCCACCUGAUGACAGCAUAUCUUGUUUAGCAUUUAGUCCACCAACAUUGCCGGGUAAUUUCCUCAUUGCAGGAUCAUGGGCAAAUGAUGUUCGCUGCUGGGAAGUUCAAGAUAAUGGACAGACAAUUCCAAAGGCUCAGCAGAUGCACACAGGGCCUGUAUUAGAUGGCUGCUGGAGUGAUGAUGGGAGUAAAGUAUUUACUGCUUCCUGUGAUAAAACUGCCAAAAUGUGGGAUCUCAACAGUAAUCAAGCUAUCCAGAUUGCACAACAUGAUGCUCCUGUGAAGACUAUCCACUGGAUUAAAGCACCAAAUUAUAGCUGUGUGAUGACAGGAAGCUGGGAUAAAACUUUGAAGUUCUGGGAUACCCGUUCACCAACACCCAUGAUGACAUUGCAGCUCCCUGAAAGAUGUUAUUGUGCAGAUGUGGUUCAUCCUAUGGCUGCUGUGGCCACUGCAGAAAGGGGUUUGAUAGUUUAUCAGUUAGAGAACCAACCUUCUGAAUUUAGAAGAAUAGAAUCUCCUCUUAAACACCAGCAUCGCUGUGUUGCUAUUUUUAAAGACAAAGUGAAUAAACCUACUGGAUUUGCCCUUGGAAGUAUUGAAGGAAGAGUAGCUAUUCAUUAUAUCAACCCCCCAAAUCCUGCAAAAGACAAUUUCACUUUUAAAUGUCAUCGCUCCAAUGGAACAAACACAUCAGCACCUCAGGAUAUUUAUGCUGUAAACGGGAUAGCAUUUCACCCUGUCCAUGGCACUCUUGCAACAGUAGGAUCCGAUGGUAGAUUCAGCUUUUGGGAUAAAGAUGCACGAACAAAGCUAAAAACAUCAGAACAGCUUGACCAGCCAAUAUCUGCUUGUUGUUUCAACCAUAAUGGCAAUAUAUUUGCAUAUGCUUCCAGUUACGAUUGGUCAAAGGGUCAUGAAUUUUAUAAUCCACAAAAGAAAAACUACAUUUUUCUGCGAAAUGCAGCAGAAGAGUUAAAGCCGAGGAAUAAGAAGUAG